GCGUGACGUCACGAAGGUCUUCCCUUUUACGCACGGUCAUGUCACUCCGAGCUUAGCAGGUGCAAAGUGUCAUGAAAGUGCUUCUCCGGGCGUUUGUCACAGUGCGCCCGGUUACUUUAACAACGGGACAUGUCACGCGUCCUUGAGAUUUCGCAGGCCGGUCGGUUUGCGUCAAUUCGGUCCCCGCUCCAAAGCUAACCAGUUAGCUCGCUAGUUAGCCCGCGAGCUAACGGGACGCAGCUGUCAGGCGCUGAGGCGGAGAGUGGCGAUCGAGUCUCGGCGAAGCUGCACCGUCGACGGUCGCUUUUGCCACUUAAGAAGGCACCGGGGGGAAAUGGAUAAAGACGAAGCGGAUCGGCUGAUAGACAAGGCGAAGCUUUUGUUACGGUCAGGACGGAAGGACCGAGCGCUGGAGCUGCUCUACGAAGCUCAGAAUAUCUACCCCAGCACGCGGGCCAGAGGGCUGAUUGACGCCAUAGUUAAAAAUGGAAGCAACGCAGCUCCGGAAGCGAACCACGUGCCCCCGCCUAGAGGCUGGAGAGAUGAGGACUUUGGAAGCGCAGAGAAAAGUCAGGUGAGCGGCGACAGCAGGAAGAGCUACACGGAAGAGCAGCGCCAGGGUGUUCACAGGAUUAAGAAUUGCAGAGACUUCUAUGAGAUUCUUGGUGUUCCCAAGAAUUCCAGCGAUGAAGAUCUGAAGAAAGCGUACAGGAAGCUGGCCCUCAAGUUCCACCCUGACAAAAACUUUGCUCCUGGGGCCACGGAUGCAUUCAAAGCGAUCGGCAACGCGUACGCGGUGCUAAGCAAUCCGGAGAAAAGGCAGCAGUAUGAUCAGUAUGGCGACCAAUCGCCAGCAGCUGAGAGUGCAUCCCAACCCACCACUCACCAUCGCCACUACCGAAACUUCCACAGAGACUUUGAGGCCGACAUAUCCCCCGAGGAACUCUUCAACAUUUUCUUUGGCGGACGUUUCCCCACAGGAAACGUUCACGUGUACACCAACCAGGGAGCCUCCUACUCUCAGUUCUACCAGCCUCGUCGGCGACGACCUUAUGAGAGACGUGAGGAUGUGGCGGAGGACAACCCGAGUCAAAACACCUUCACAGCUCUGCUGCAGCUCCUCCCUGUCCUGGUGCUGAUCCUCAUCUCGGUAUUCACUCAGAUGAUGGCCACCAACCCGCCGUACAGUCUCUUCUAUAAGCCGAGCAUGGGCCUGGUGGUUUCCCGGGAAACGCAGCACAUGGGCGUUCCGUACUACGUGGAUAAAGGUUUUGAGAAGGAAUACAGCGGCGACGCCCUGGACGAGCUGGAGAAGACGAUAGAAAGCGACUACAUUGAACACUUGCAGAGCAGCUGUUGGAAGGAGAAACAGCAAAAGUCAGACUUGAUGAACCUCGGGCAGCUCUACCGAGACGAGCGUCUGAAGCAGAAGGCGGAGUCCAUGAGGUUGGACAACUGCGACAAGUUGCACAGACUGGUCGGACGUCAGAGAGGAGGCGGCACGGUAGAAGCCUGGUUUGCACGUCUGUGUCGCAGUUCUGAGGGCCCGGGUUCACAUCCCGGACCCGCCUCCUCGUGCCUGCGUGGAUUUUCUCCGGGUGUGAAUGGUUGUUUGUCUCUAUGUACCCUGCGAUUGGCUGGCAACCAGUUUAGGGUGUGCCCCGCUUCCUGCCUGUUUACAGCUGGGAUAGGCUCCAGCACUCCCUGCGACCCUUGUGAGGAUAAGCGGCAAAGAAAAUGGAUGGAUGGACUUGAAUAUACUUUGGACAAAGCGCCGCACCUUGUCUGUGGAGUCCUGCCGUCGCAGACCCUCACGGCCCCUCAGGCCUUUGGCGCCGAUCCCAGACUCCGACGUCUCCAUGAUGAGUUGGGUCGCGAGAAACUGCUGGAUCUGCUCAAGGACGUCACGCUGCAUCUCCAGGGCCAUGUGGUACACGUCGUGAUCCAAACUGUUGUACAUGAUGGCGUUCUGAAACAUCAGCAUGAUGUCCCGCUGGAACUCGGCCGUGGUCCGCAUGGAACCGCUCUCGAUAUUCUUCUUAAUGGUGGCCAGGUCCAUGGGCCUGCACCAUUGAAGAAUGUGAGCUGAGCAACAGAUUUUAAUACCCCAUUUCGACAAAGCAGUUCGGAAAUGGAAAAGGAGCCAGCGUUUGAGUGCUGGAAAUGUUCCCACUCACAACUGCGACGACGCAGGACUGCUGGGGAUGGAGUCGGCCGUGGUGUGGAGCUGCAGAGAUGACGACGCGGUGCGGAGGCUGCACGCGUCCUCG
Molecule: messenger RNA, 2270 nt
Organism: Syngnathoides biaculeatus (alligator pipefish)
Lineage: Eukaryota; Metazoa; Chordata; Actinopteri; Syngnathiformes; Syngnathidae
Gene: dnajc18
Product: DnaJ (Hsp40) homolog, subfamily C, member 18
Exons: 12
Coding region: 335-2089 (584 amino acids)
Biological process (GO): cellular response to misfolded protein
Cellular component (GO): endoplasmic reticulum membrane
Molecular function (GO): Hsp70 protein binding
Source: RefSeq, a predicted model, not a curated record